AUGGUACAGGAACACUGGGACCACUUUCAGCAGCACUCUGCUGCCUUCAGCUGGCCGAUCCAGUGCCUUUCUGGAAACACAAAAAAAUGGCUGGAUGUGGUGGUGGACAACAGGCUGCCGACGGUGAGAAAUCAGCUCAUCAUGCUUCACUCUGCCUCCAAUAAUGAGUUCUGGAGCACCUUGAUGGAAAAAUCCUACACCAAGAUUAAUGGCAGUUAUGAGUCCCUUAAAGGCGGCGGCACCAUGGAGGCCAUAGAGGACUUCACUGGUGGAGUUGGAGAGGUGUAUGAAAGCCGGAAACCUCCAGAACACCUGUUUGCGCUCAUGAAAAAGGCCUUAGACAGAGGCUACAUGAUGGGAUGCUCCAUUGAUAUCACCAGCUCUGCCGAGUCUGAAGCCAAGACUAGCACAGGCCUUGUGAAGGGACACGCCUACUCCAUUACAGGCCUGGAAGAGGUAAACUUCAGAGGCCAGAGAAUCAAGUUGAUCCGACUCAAAAACCCAUGGGGUCAGGUGGAGUGGAACGGCAACUGGAGCGACAAUUCCAGAGAGUGGGAUUCUUUUGACAAAGCAGAGAAAUCCCGGAUCCUUCAGAAUUCAGAAGAUGAAGAAUUUUGGAUGGAGUUUGAAGACUUCAAGAGGAAUUUUGACAAGGUGGAGAUUUGCAACAUGACCCCCGACGCCCUGGAUGAUAACACAAAACGCCACUGGGAGGUCAACGUCUUUGAGGGCAACUGGAUCCGCAGCUCCACCGCUGGAGGCUGCAGGAACUACAUCGACACAUUCUGGACCAACCCACAGUUUAGGCUGGAGCUGGAGGACGCUGAUGAUGAUGACGACGUCUGCAGUGUGGUGAUUGCUCUAAUGCAGAAGAACAGACGGAAGCUGAGGAAAGAAGGCCUGGACCUGGAAACAAUUGGCUUUGCUGUGUAUGAGGCUCCAGAGGAUGACGACCAAGUGGGGAAGGAUUUCUUCCGCUACCACCCCUCCAAGGCUCGCAGCAGGACGUACAUCAACAUGCGGUAGGUGUCCAAGCGCUUCACCCUGCCUCCUGGAAAGUACCUGCUGGUCCCCACCACCUUCCAGCCCCACCGCGAGGCCGACCUCCUCAUCCGCAUCUUCUCAGAGAAAGCAGCCAAAGCCAUAGAGAUGGGGACCAACGUGGACGCAGACCUGCCAGAGCCCCCGAUGCCCAGCCCUCCAGAGGAGGAGAGCGAUGAGGAGAAAGGCCUGAGGAGGCUGUUUGAGCAGCUGGCCGGUUCGGACCAGGCUAUCUCUGUGAUGGAGCUGCAGCAGAUGCUGAAUGGUGUUCUCAGUCGACGAAAAGAGAUCCAGUUUGAAGGGCUGAGCCUCAGCACCUGCCACAGCAUCAUGAACCUGUCAUGA
Molecule: messenger RNA, 1386 nt
Organism: Cyprinodon variegatus (sheepshead minnow)
Lineage: Eukaryota; Metazoa; Chordata; Actinopteri; Cyprinodontiformes; Cyprinodontidae
Product: calpain-9-like
Biological process (GO): proteolysis
Cellular component (GO): cytoplasm
Molecular function (GO): calcium-dependent cysteine-type endopeptidase activity
Source: RefSeq, a predicted model, not a curated record